Molecule: messenger RNA, 7611 nt
Organism: Xyrichtys novacula (pearly razorfish)
Lineage: Eukaryota; Metazoa; Chordata; Actinopteri; Labriformes; Labridae
Source: the annotation of a GenBank genome assembly
UUUCAUUGUAGCAGAAGAAGAACAGGAAGAAGCAGAGGCAGAACCAGAAGAAGAAGAAGAGGUAUGUGCUGCUUUAGCGUCUGUAGAUUUGUCUCAUUCAUGGUCUGAAGGGCUGUAGAGGACUCGCACACAGAAAGAUGAAAAAGACAGUUUCAGAAAGUUAUUGAUGAACUUGUGGACAUACAUACAAGCGUGAAAGACAUUGCGUUUGUCAAUCGGUAAGAUGGAGUAUUUAGAAAAGAGAGGUGCAGAAGGUUCGUGUUUGCUGAAUCGUGAUAUCAUUCUUAAGAAUCUUUUCUGGAUUAUUAAUAUUUUCUUGAGGUAAGUUGUUUACAUUCAACACCACGAGUACCAGCAGUCACCAGCACCGUUUCAAGAUGGAGGCACUCUUAAAGUUGUUUUUUUUUUUUUUACAGUAUUGAAACACAUGAUCUCAUCAAAGGUAAAUAUAGAUCCGAGCUGUCUCAGGGUUUUGUCACAGAGCAGUGGGAAAGAAUUUUUAAACAAUUAAGAUCAAGUGUGUGUGUGUGUUUUUUGUUCGUCAUGAAAUGUUGCAGAAGUUUGCACGUAAAUAGUUCAGUAUUUAAAAGUAAGUGUCCAUUUUCACACUGAUCUGAGCUGGUUGGCUUAAUUUAGAAUUCAAUGAUUUUCAAAUUAUUUUGCACCUUGGUUUUUUGUUUUGCAAUGAUAAAGACUCACUUCCAGUUAUCACAAAUGCUUGAUUGUUGCUGCCAAGGGUGGGACGACCAGCUAUUAGGUUUAGGAGAUGAUGAUUUUUUAACAGGUAGAGCCAGGUUAGAUCGCUUUAUUCCCUUAAGCAAUGAAACCAUCAUUUUAAAAGUGCAUUUUUAUUUGCUCAGAUCAGCUUUGUCUGAGAUUCUAAUUUGUUUGAACAUCUGAAACAUAAUUGUGAGAAUAAAAAAGUAAAAACUGAAGUAAUCUGUGAGGGGGGAAAUACUUUUUCUCAGCUCUGUAUAUUCAGUAAAAUACUCCCCAAAGAUGUGAUAUUUAGUGUUCAAACUGAUGAACUCGAUUGUUUAUUUUUGUUAAUAUUCAUUCAUUUUGAAGUUGCUGUUGUAACAAAUUUCUAUUAAGUUGAUUGAGGAUCAAUAAAAGUCGGAAAACUGAGGACUGAUCCAAAAACUCUGGUGAACAGGUUAAUUGGAAAAAGGGUCAUGAUUGGGCAUAAAAGGACUAGGGCUGCAAAUCACUUGUGGCCGCACCAUACAAGAUCAUAACGAUAAGUGAGCCACCAUUCAAUAUUAUUGUGAUUUUGAACGUAUUGCGAUACAGUGAAUAUUGCAAUACCAUAAAUUGUGAUUUGCACAAUUUUUUUCAACAGUAUUUUAUUUUCAUGUUGCACUUCAUGCAAAACUCAUAUGUCAUGUCCCUCUCAUUUGUGCCCUACUUCUAUUCCUAAUGUCCAGUUGCCGUCAUGUUCGUUGUACGAACUUUCUCCUGCUCUAUGAUGUGACCUCUGCCAACCUCACUGGACAAACGAUUGAUUUUAUUUUUCCAUUAUCAUAGACUUGAGUUCAUAUUAGCAGUUAAUUUGAAGAAAUUGAUCCUUGGUGGAUGAGAUGAUAAAAUAUAUUACCAGACAAAAUAUCAUGAUACUGUGUUGUAUUGAUUUUUUCUACCACCUCUAAAAAGGAGCAUCCCAGAAAGACUCCUUCAUAAGCAAGACUGUGAACGAAUUCACCUCCAAAGCUUCAACAGUCAGUGUCCUCAGUUCACAAAAGCUUACUGAGUGUUUUUAAAGGAAAAGGUGAUGCAACACAGAGAGAAAAAUGACCCUGAACUAGGUUUUUAGGGUCAAGUUACAGCAUCUAACUCUAAAUGAAUGAACAAAAACAAACAAUUGUGUCUAUCAGUUUGAGCAUUAAACAUCUUUGUAGAGUAUUCAGUUGAAUUUAGUUAGAGAAGGAUUUAAAAAUCAUUGUCCUCUGUGUUUAUUUACACAACCUCCCAACUUCACUGGAGUUGGGGUUUGUAUAUAGAAGCAUUUUGGACCCCUGCGGUCUUUUAAACAUAUGACUUGAAAUGUGUGACAUUAGUAGCGAUAAAGGGAGUGCAAAGAGGAUAGCUGUAAUUGCAUAAACCUGUUUUUGAUUCCCAUUACUUACUCCUACUUACUGGGCUUACUUCUCAGCACUACCUGCCGCUGUUGGUAAAUGUAUGCACAUUUGUUUAUUCAAUAUUUUUUGCUUUUUUUUAAGUCAAACUUUGCAGAGCAGUUUGUGCAGGAGGGAAAUAAAGAUGAGAGUGUCAACAAGUCACUUGCAGCAGCUCACCAUAUUCACCACUGUGCUGACCGGUGGGGGGAUUGGCACCAUGUACUACCUCCAGCAGAGUGAGUACAGAUGAGCUCAAGUUAUGUGUUUUUCAUAGGAUGUGCUUGUUUUUUUAAAUUUUUUUUUUUUUUUUUUUUUUUUUUUUGCCUUACUCCUGGUACAGAUUCAGGCCCGGACUACACGUAUAUAGAUAUUUAUUUAUCGGGAUAUUUUUGUACUCCCGUCUAAAUGUAUCUGUCCACACGUGUUAGUUCUCAAAAAUAUCUGCGUCCACACGUAGCCUUCAAACUCAAUCCUAUCUGGUGCCGCUUAAAAAAAAAUUAAGGAACAAAGCUACCUGAUUGGCCGAUGAAUCGUAACAGCUUGAUGCAUCAUGCAUUGUUUGCAGAAGCUACGCUAGUGCGUCGGGUCCAUGUGACGGUGUCAUCUGCAGGCACAGCCCCUCUAACGAAGUUGUCCCACCACUUGCUGGUCCAACCGGGUUUGACCCAAAACUUACGCUUCUGGCGAACUCUAAAACGCCUAACAUUAACGUUACGAUUGCUCUCCAAUAAAAGUAUUUGGCACAGCAGACACCUCUGUGAGCUGGCUGACUGGUGGAUGUAAUUGUAUAAAACAAGGUUCACUUGCAAAAAGGGCAAAACAAACGUAAAGAAUACCCUGUAUGUCCGCCAUUGUUGUUGUUGUUUUUCUUUUUAAUUCGCAUGCGGUUUGACGUCAUCGAUCUGUAAAAGUUCAACCACACGAAUCCACUUAUACGGAUAAUAUUUUGUUUCUCCACUUGUUUUUUCGUAAUUAGAUUUAUCUGGUUAAGUUUUUCCUGCAUCUUUUUACAGAAACUCACCACUUAAGUUUUCUAAUUAAUGUGGUAAAAACAUUUACCCCACACUUGGCUCCAAAAUGUAAUCAAUUAUGUUUAUCACCUGAGCCAGCCCUAAUACCUGCUGACUGUAACAGACAAUGCUGAGAAUCGGUGUAUAGUGUGCCUGCUGUUGAUGACUGUUUGGGGUUUAUUAGGCUGCUUUGUGCAACAGAGGGGAGGUGUGUGUGUCUAAGAUGGGGAGUGGACCAAAGCUUAAUGGGCAGAUUGUGGUUUCCAUGAGGAAAUGAUGUUGAUAACAAAGCAGGAGUUCACACUGUUAAGCCACCUCUGCCAGCCAUAACAAGCAUAAAAAUAUGAUGAGUAUAAUUUCUGUGCCAUUUGAGAGGAAAAGUAAUGUAGAUGUGUGCUGAAAUGUGAAACAGAGUCGUUGGCAACAGAAUUAUAACCAAAUUGUGAGACCUGUGAAGACGCUGUGAAGAAGCCCCAUUUCAGUCCUGCCUUUAAUCCGAACACACCUUUGGAUAUUUCUGUGCUUCUGUCUGAUGUUUAGUGUGGUGUAAGGGUUUCAAAGAGUUCUGUCUCUAAAUGAUCACCACUUAUAUUCAUGUCAAAUAGAGAGUUUUUAAGGUUUCUUCUCUGUUCUCUCCUGGCAGAUAAAAACACAGCUCAUACUCUUAUCAACUUACAUUUUAACUUCUUUCAGUUAUGUAUCAAGAAGAGGGCUGAAAAGGCUGACAACCAUUGGAAUCUGAUGAUUUUAAUAUGACUGAUCCUCUGUCUUUCUGUUCUAUAUCAGAGAAAUUCAGUCAAUCAGAUUAUCAUCAGUUGGCUCUGCAGAAGUUAGAAGACUGCCCUGUUGCCAUGGAGAACCUUGGAGCUCCACCUUUAAAAGUGCACAACAUCCAUCUGACUGACAGAUACAACCGGGUAGAUCCGUACACUGCACAGGUAAAGUGGUGAAAUAUUCAGCAUAAAGAUUGUCAACCAGUCUGAUUGUUGAUUAGAGUACAGUCAGAAAAGACAAAAAUCUCUGAAGUGAUUUCAGUAAUGCUGCAUCAGCAACACUGAAAACUGCUCUGCAGCCUGUCUUCAGUAUGUGACUAAAAUAUAAAUGUUUGUUUGUUUGUUUGUUUCCAGAUUAAGAUCCCUGUUAGUGGAUCAAAAAAUGGAGGUUAUCUGUUCACAACUUCAAUCAGAGACCUAGAUACCAACAAGUAAGUAUGCUCCUGUCAUUCAGCAGUCUGGUGCUGUUAAUUCUUGAAACUCCUGUGAGGAACAUUCAUCUUGUGUUGUUUAUGGGACCCCCUAUAAACAAAAUAAAACAUAACUUAUUCAUGAGAGGUAUUUUUUUAAGUAUUACUCAUUUUAAGUAUUUGCAAUUUAAAAAAGGAUAAGGGAAGAAGACUCACUCCCAGUUAUCACAAAUGCUUGAUUGAAGGGUGGAACGACCAGCUAUUCAGGUUUAAGAGACAAUGACUUUUUCACAGGUAAAGCCAGGCUUGAUCGUUUUUUUCCCUUCAUAAAUGAAACCAUCAUUUAAAAAGUGCAUUUGUAUUUACUCAAAUUGUCUUUGUCUGAGAUUCUAAUUUGGAUGAAGAUCUUAAAUGUAAGUGUGAGGGACAAAAAGUAAAAACUAAAGUAAUCUGUGUGUGUUUGGGGGGGGGGUACUUUUCCUCAGCUCUGUAUAUUCAGUAUAUUCAGCCUCCUCAAAUACCUUUUCCCAUGAUUACGUGCACCUGUCUGUGAAGUUCAAUGCUUAAUGAGCUCAUCAAACCAAUUUUGUGUUCCAGUUAAUCAGGGUUAAGUAGUUACAGGUGUUUAGAUCAUUUCUGUGAAGACAGAAUAAAUUACUGUGCAGUCUCAAAGGGGUGCCCAAACUUUUUAAUGUGACUGUAUUUAAUGGUGGACAGGUCUGGACUGCAGGCGGGUCACUCUAGUACCUUGACUCUUUGAUUCUGAAGCCAUGUUGUUGUAACACAUGCAGAAAGUGUCUUGGCGUUGUCUUGCUGAAAUCAACAGGGACGUCUCUGAAAGAGACGGGACUCUGAUGGGAGCAGAUGUUUUUCCUAAAUCUGUAUGGCCCUUUCAGCAUUAGUGAAGCCUUUACAGAUGAGACAGUUAGCCAUGAACAUCAGCACACACCCAGACCAUCACAGGUGCUGGCUUUGACCUUUGACCUGAGAACUGUCUGGAUGGUCCUUUUUCUCUUUAGUCCAGAGGACACCACAUCAAUGGUUUCUAAAAACUGUUUGAAAUGUGGACUCACAGCAGACUUUCCCACUUAGGGUCAGUCCAUCUCAGAUGAGCUCAGGUCCAGAAAAGCCAACUGUGUUUCUGGCUGUUGUUGAUAUCUGUCUUUGUCUUUGCGUGGUAGAGUUUGAACUUGUAGAUUUAAAGAUGUACUGUGUUCACUGACAAUGGUCACUUAAAAGGAGAGGAGGUGUUUCAGUCUUUGUUGAAGCAGUUUUCACUUUAUUCAAAGAGAAGAUUUUGCCAAAAUUAGCAUUUAUAAAAUUACCCUAGAGUCCCUUCUUAUCAAAAUACCACGAAUCAACUUUAGAUUGGUGGGAAAAUUGUUACAUUGUGAUGCUUUUAUCAUCCUCCCGGUACAGAUCUAACUGUGUUCGAUGAUGUUUUGUCUUCCACUGUGUAGCAAUAAUAGAAAAACUUUCUUUCUUCUUGGUGACUUAAAUAUUGAUUUAUUUAACAGAGAAUCAAAUUUGACAUCUGAAUUCCUCAAUAUUCUUUGUGUAUCUUUAUCCUCUCAUUUACAGGCCUUCAAAAAAAGAAUGAAUCUGCAACUUUGACUGUUAAUGUUUUCACAAAUAUUUUAAAGAUAUUAUUAAGUCUGGGUUUUUGUUAACUCCAAUCGUUAUUCUAUAUUUCAGUUUUCCCUCACCAAAUUUGUCCACAAGAUAAGCAUAUUAGGCAGAUAAAGUAUUGCAAGUUUAAUAAGAAAAAUGAAAAUUUAUCCAAUGCCUUCAAUAAUAAAUGUUUUUCACUUCUUCAAAUCUAAAUGAAAUGUAAGCCCAAAAAGUAAAAGCCUUGGAUCACUCAAGGUCUGCAAAGAUCUUAAAUUAAACCAAAUAAGAUGUAUUUAAAAAGGGAUUGUCGGCCCAUUCCAUUGAAGCAAAUUAAAACACAACAACUACUUCACAAAAUGUUGAAAAAAAACAACUUGUUUUUUUGUAAAUAUAUGGUCCCUCCUUGGCAAAAGUCAUAAAACAUGAGAAUAAUUCCGGCCUCUCAAACAUCACAAAGCAGUAUCCCUGUUAAAGUCUGCUUGAUCCUCUUCCCUCAAGGAAAAAGCACAUCAUAGAGGAAAUGACAAAGUCUGCCGCAGGUCAGGAUGAGAUCAGAUUUCAUCUUGCUAAAAGGUAGCUCUUGUUUUGUAGGUUGUUCAUAACAUUUCUGCAAAUCUAGACAAUAAAAAACUGUCCAAAAAAAAAUCUUUUAACUUCCUUUAUUUAAGACUUCCCUUAAUCAAUCCACUCUGAUAUACAGAGGACCAUCUAUUUGAAACAAUUUACCUCCAUCUCUACAAUCAGUAUCUUCAUCAUCAUCUUUCAGAGAGCAUUUGAAAAGUUUACUCACUUCAAUUGAUCUCAGUUUUUUCCUUUUUAAAAGCCUGUAAGGUGAAGUGUUGUACCUGUACCACUGAAGACGUCACACUACCAUCACGUGACAUCUCUGAUGAAGGCUGCAGAGGCAAAGUAGCUGAAACUUGUCAGGUACAACACUUCACCUUACAGGCUUUUAAAAAGGAAAAAAAUGAGAUCAAUAUUCAUACGUAAGCCAAAUGAACCUCUUUAAUAUAUUUCUCACUUCAAGUUUUGCAGUACCUCUUGUCUUGUAUACAUAUAACUUUGUCAUUCUUCAUGUGUUGCUUCUUGCUUUGUCUCUUGUAUAUUCUUGUGGGGAGGCAUCUCCACAAGCCUUUUGGGGCUUCCAACCUCCCCUUUGCAAUGUUUAAGCAUGAACUUUUUUUUGUUUGUUGAUUUUUUUAUGAUGAACAAAUAUAAAAAAAGUGUUUGAUCAGUACUUUUUGUUUUGCAGCCUCUCUGACCUGUAUUUGUCUCCCCUGCAGGUGGAGUCUCAAGUUGGCAGUACUGAGGCUGCGGGAAGGACAAACCAUCAACCUGUUGGAUCCUCCACUGGCUCAAGAAACUACAAAGGACACACUGGGGCUGGACACAGAACACUGGAACUGACUAUCAGUAUUAUUUAUCAAUUAAUACACCAAGAGCACAAGUCUUCCUGCUUUAACGGAGGCUAUGUCCAGCUCUACUGAACUUGAAUCAAUGUUUAGCAGGUGUAUAUCAGACUCCAGCAGUGUUUGGAAGUGAGAGCAGGUACUCAUAAUUGUAUAGCAGGCUGAUCUGGAGUGUUUCUGUUUUUAUUAUAAUAUGUGGUCCGGAUAUGUUGUGCUGACUGUUUUACUCUUGAACCCAAAUAAAUCCCAAAUAAAUUCAGGCUGUGGUCUUUGAAGUCCCA